Messenger RNA from Alternaria alternata, 1327 nucleotides. RefSeq names its product DUF1768-domain-containing protein. NCBI's taxonomy places the organism in Eukaryota, Fungi, Ascomycota, Dothideomycetes, Pleosporales, Pleosporaceae. Bases 306 to 1127 code for a protein of 273 amino acids. The record is from RefSeq and is a predicted model, not a curated record. The transcript has a single exon.
GUCGCAUUUGUCAUAAAAAGCUAUGGAUCGAACGACAUAGCGUUCAACAAGACAAUGACUAUAAUCUCGUCCGCGCUGCUCAGAAAAAUCUACUACGUAGCCCCUAGUUAAAACAUUUUCAUCAUAAAAUUCCCAGACAGAUCAAAGUAAGGUAGGUCGCCCCUGCGCCCUUUCUAAACCAUGGUACUACUAGCUCAUGCAUUAUUAAGACUCAUCGCCAUGUCCUCUACCACCUAUGUUCCAGAAACAGAGACACCUCUAUUUCAUGUUCACCAAGGAACACGAAUACAUACUCAGCAGACAGAAUGGGUAAGCGCAAACCCUACCCUUCAGGUCGACCCGCAAAGAAGAGUGUAGCUGCAAGAGGAGAAGAAGUGCAAGGAACGAUAUUCUUCUACAUGCCUAAGGAAAAGCCGUACGGUGUUUUUUGCCAAUGGCAUACCAGCCCGUUCAGCAUACCCAUCGCCUCACUGCAGUGGCUCGUUGACAUGGCGCCUUCACCACCAACACCUCGAACUGCGUCUUCGUUGAUUCUAAAUCUCACAACCUCUAUACGAACAACGUCUACAGAAUCCUCGACUAUCCUCUCUACUCACACCGUAUCAAACUCAACCAUACUAUUUACUUGCGCCGAGCAAUCCUACAUGUUCUGUAAAGCCGUCUAUUUCUCGGACGCCAACACUGCCCGUCUUAUCCUCUUGACUUCAGACCCUAAAGAACAAAAGAAGCAUGGUCAGAAGGUCAAGAACUUCGAUUUCAAUGAAUGGGGAAGAGUGAAAAGUAGGGUUGCUAGAGUGGGGAAUUGGUACAAGUAUACGGAUACUAAGAAUAAACAUAUGAAGAGUGUCUUGCUAGGGACACAAGGAAGAGAAAUAGCAGAAGCGGCUCGGAGAGAUCGUAUCUGGGGGAUCGGAUACAGAUCAGAUGAAGCAGAAACGUACAGAGAUUCUUGGGGAGAGAAUCUGUUAGGGAGGUGUUUGAUGGAUGUAAGAGAUAGGAUUGUGGAAAUUGACAAAAAGAUGGCAGAAAGGGACCCGGAAGGGAAUGAAGACUGGGAGUGGGACGGACUUCUAGGCGAUGAGGAGGCUUUCGAAUGGCUUGCUGGUGCUGAAGUCCCAGAAAGAUGAGAUUUAGAGUUCCUCCACCUCUCCCUCUUGAGGCCGUGGCCCAUGCCUCUCCAAAUCCUCAACCACCAACCUCGCCACUAUCGCAUGUCCCUUUGGUCUCAGAUGGAAAACUCUCUUAUAGCUAUCCGGCAACAACCAAUGGAUCGAAUCGCCCAACCAUCCUUCUUUUUCUAUUCCUCCGUCUUUUCCUCCUUUCGUCU